Antrostomus carolinensis (chuck-will's-widow) is the source of this 637-nucleotide messenger RNA. RefSeq names its product heparan sulfate glucosamine 3-O-sulfotransferase 4. Lineage: Eukaryota; Metazoa; Chordata; Aves; Caprimulgiformes; Caprimulgidae. The transcript has a single exon. The annotation marks the transcript as partial. The record is from RefSeq and is a predicted model, not a curated record. Gene Ontology annotation, molecular function: [heparan sulfate]-glucosamine 3-sulfotransferase activity.
GAAUGUGAUGCCCAAGACACUGGACGGCCAGAUCACCAUGGAGAAGACCCCGAGCUACUUCGUGACCAAUGAGGCCCCCAGACGCAUUCACUCCAUGGCCAAGGACACGAAGCUGAUCGUGGUGGUGAGGAACCCGGUCACCCGGGCCAUCUCGGACUACACACAGACGCUCUCCAAGAAGCCAGAGAUCCCCACCUUUGAGGUGCUGGCCUUCAAGAACCGGACCCUGGGGCUGAUCGAUGCCUCCUGGAGCGCCAUCCGCAUCGGGAUCUAUGCCCUGCACCUGGAGAACUGGCUCCAGUAUUUCCCCCUCUCCCAGAUCCUUUUUGUCAGUGGUGAGAGGCUCAUCACUGACCCGGCUGGGGAAAUGGCCAAGGUCCAGGACUUCCUAGGCCUCAAGAGGAUUGUGACAGAGAAACAUUUUUAUUUUAAUAAAACCAAGGGGUUCCCCUGUCUAAAGAAGCCAGAGGACAGCAGUGCUCCCCGGUGCUUGGGCAAGUCCAAGGGUCGAACUCACCCCAAAAUAGACCCAGACGUCAUCCACAGACUGCGGAAGUUUUACAAACCCUUCAAUGUCAUGUUUUACCAAAUGACAGGCCAAGACUUCCAGUGGGAACGGGAAGAAAGUGAUAAGUAG